Messenger RNA from Fusarium falciforme, 1086 nucleotides. RefSeq lists its product as hypothetical. Bases 1 to 1086 code for a protein of 361 amino acids. Lineage: Eukaryota; Fungi; Ascomycota; Sordariomycetes; Hypocreales; Nectriaceae. Gene Ontology annotation, molecular function: iron-sulfur cluster binding; catalytic activity. The record is from RefSeq and is a predicted model, not a curated record. The transcript is spliced from 2 exons.
AUGCUAUUUCUUUCGAGACAAUGUGCCACCAGGAGCUUCCGGACACGUAGCCUCCCCGCGAUUGGCCAUCGCCGCUCCCUGCACCUGGCUCCUCCGUUCCUCCUUGACGACUACAUCCCUCGGUAUCAGACCCUCAGCUCGAGGGACGUGGUCAAGAAGCGCUCGCUGGCGUAUGCCCACCUCCGCAACUGUAACCUCUGCCCUAGAGAGUGCGGCGUCAACCGGUACGAGAAGACGGGCAUGUGCCUCAUCGGGGAAAAGGUAAAGGUCAACACCAUUGCCCCCCACUUUGGCGAAGAGCCCUGCAUUCAAGGCCACAAUGGUAGUGGUUCAGUCUUCAUGAGCGGGUGUAACUUAAGGUGCAUCUUCUGCCAGAACUUUGACAUCUCUCACCAGCGCAACGGCAUGGACCUUACACCCGAGGAGCUGGGAGAUUGGUACAUGAAGUUACAGGAGGUUGGCAACGUCCACAACAUCAACAUCGUCACCCCAGAGCAUGUAGUGCCCCAGGUGGCGCUGAGCAUCCUGCAUGCCAGGGACCGUGGCUUGAUGGUUCCAAUCGUUUACAACACAUCAAGCUUUGAUUCUCUAGCCUCUCUUGAACUGAUGGACGGGUUGGUAGACAUCUACCUGGCCGACUUCAAGGUGUGGGAACCCAGCACCUCCAAAAGGCUAUUAAAGGCCGACGACUACGCCACUACGGCCAGGGAGAGCGUCAAGGCCAUGCACGCCCAGGUCGGAGACUUGUGCUUCACUGGAGACGGCAUCGCCAAGAGUGGGCUAUUAGUCCGCCAUCUUGUCAUGCCAGGCAAGGAGGCUGAAGGAGCCGAGAUCAUGAGGUUCCUGGCCAAGGAGGUGUCCCGCGACUGCUUCGUCAACAUCAUGGAGCAGUACCACCCGGAUGCGCACGUCGGAAAGAAGAAGCGAGGCAAGACCAAGGAUGGCGAGGCCGACAAUGAGGUUCGAUACGCGGACAUCAACCGCGCAGUUACCGAUCAAGAGAUCUCCUCGAUCCGGAAGGCCGCCAUGGAUGCUGGACUCUGGCGGUUCAACGACCCACCAAAACAUGAAGGGUUUGCUAUCUGA